CACCGCUUACAGCCCACCAACCGAGUCAGGCUGCUUUGCAGGAGGUUCCUGAAUAUAAUGUGAUGUUGCUAUCGGAGAGGGUGUGAUGCGGUACUUUAUGACAACAAUCAUAUCCAAACUCCAGUUUGGAUUCAGUCUAGAUCUUGGAGGAAUGGGCCGAACACUGCUAUUUGAGGGUGAACCUGACCAUCUUGUUCCAGCAGCAUCAGAGGCACUUAUUGAAAGCAACCUCUUCCGGGUUGCAGGAAGGAUGUUGGCCCACACCUUUCUGCAUGACGGUCCCCAUGUCACAGGACUAAGUCCUGCUGUAAUUCAUGUACUGUUCAAUGGGGACCCUGAAAUGGCAACUGUUGUUACAGAAGACUGUCCUGAUCUGCACAUCAGGAGCAUCAUAGAACUGCUUGAACAUGAAGAACUUACACCGGAACAGAAGGACACAGUUUCAGAUCUUUCCAUGUCUUGGGAUCUUCCGGCAGUCACCAAAACAAAUCGGAGAUGGCUACAUAACAAACUUCUACUCCAUGCAGUCGUUGGGAGGACCAUGCGCCAAAUUAAACAGUUGAGAAAGGGACUGAAAGAUGUGAUGGUAUGGCCCCUGCUGACAUCUAGGCCAGAUGUUGUACCACUUCUUUUCCCCAAAAUGGCUGACAUGCAGUUCACACCCCAGAUGCUCCUAGAAAAAAUCACAUGGCCAGUUGAGGACAGUGAUGAUGAAGACUUUGACUUAGACACCACCUGCCGCAUCACUGGCUUUCUAAGGAUGUUCAUUGAAACGGCUUCAUCAGGUACCCUGGCCCAGCUGCUGACAUUCUGGGUUGGCUGGGAGAUGCUUCCUCCUGAACUGAGAGUAGAGAUUUCUGGGGGAACCCUUCCUACGUCCUCCACAUGCUUUGAAACCCUAAAGCUGCCAGCUCAUUUCAAAAUCUACAUGGACUUUGAGAAAGCACUUGUCGCUGCCAUAAAAAACCGUACCCUUGAUGGCAGCCCACACUGCUCAACAGCGGCGAUAAAGCUCUGUAAAACCGUAUGA
Perca flavescens (yellow perch) is the source of this 1030-nucleotide messenger RNA. RefSeq names its product G2/M phase-specific E3 ubiquitin-protein ligase-like. Lineage: Eukaryota; Metazoa; Chordata; Actinopteri; Perciformes; Percidae. The transcript has 8 exons. Gene Ontology annotation, molecular function: ubiquitin-protein transferase activity. Bases 86 to 1030 code for a protein of 314 amino acids. The record is from RefSeq and is a predicted model, not a curated record.